This is a messenger RNA of Pelagomonas calceolata, 324 nucleotides long. Lineage: Eukaryota; Pelagophyceae; Pelagomonadales; Pelagomonadaceae. The record is from the annotation of a GenBank genome assembly.
AUGACCAUGUGGCGGCGCAUCGUAACGCUCGAGCUGUUCUGCGACCCCGUGACCGCCGCGGACGGCCAUACGUAUGAGCGCGUGGCGAUCGAGGAGUGGCUCAAGACGAAGGGGACGUCUCCGAUGACCCAGGAGCCGCUGACGGACACGCGGUUGAUUCCGCAGUUCACGGUCAAGAAACUCGUAUGUGCGUUCAUGGACACGCGGCGGCGGUCAUCGGUGGACGAUGACGACGACGACGUCCCGCCCACUCCGGCGCCGCGACCGGCGCCGUCCUACGCGGACAUGCUGCGGGCCGACGAGUGGCCGUCGCUCGGGUCCUAA